GCAAAUGUAUAUAUGUUCCUCUAUAUAUAAAGAGAAUAAUGUGAAUGGGCUAAUUAAAGGCAUGAGAGACCAAGCUAAAGGGGCACAAAGACCGCUUUGUUUAACACACAAUUAUUGAUUGAGUACACAGUUCUUCUUAAUUGGUACCCUCGAUCAGCUCUCUUCACACCAAAAUCCAAUAUAAAUUAAGAGAUGGAUUUUGGGUGUCAAAAGAGAUGCCUUUUGUUGACUGGUGCCAUAUUUUUUCUUCUUCAACUGCAACUGUUUGUAGUUGUAACUUUGUCAUCUAAAACACAAGCCUUAUCAUCCUCCUAUAAUAAUAAUAAUAAUAUAAAUAGUAGUAGUGGUUCAUCAGUAAAAAGGGGGAGAGAAUUAUUGGGGUGUGAUUUGUUCAAGGGAAAAUGGGUUGUUGAUAAUUCAUACCCGCUUUAUGCAGCUUCUAGCUGUCCCUAUAUUGAUUCUGAAUUUGAUUGCUCUAAACACGGCCGCCCGGACUCUCAGUAUCUAAAGUAUGCUUGGCAACCCCAGUCAUGUAAUUUGCCCAGGUUCAAUGGGUUGGAUUUGUUGAGCAAAUGGAGAGGGAAGAAGGUGAUGUUCGUGGGUGACUCACUGAGUCAGAAUAUGUGGCAAUCGUUAGCUUGUUUGCUCCAUGCAUCUGUACCCAAAUCUAAGACAUCUUUUCAACACAAAGACUCUCUUACUUCCCUUACGUUUCAGGAUUAUGGAGUAACUAUAAGUUUAUAUCGCUCGACAUACUUGGUUGAUAUUGUGAAAGAAAACAUUGGCCGCGUACUGAAAUUGGAUUCCAUUCAAGGAGGCAAUGCGUGGAAAGGGAUGGAUGUGUUGGUUUUCAAUUCAUGGCAUUGGUGGACACACAAAGGACGACUACAACCAUGGGAUUAUGUGCAAUAUGGCUCAACUGUAUCAAAAGAUAUGGACCGUCUGGAUGCAUAUUAUAAAGGCAUGACAACAUGGGGGAAAUGGGUCGACCUUAAUGUUGAUCCAUCCAAAACCAAAGUAAUAUUUCAAGGGAUCUCUCCUUCACAUUACGAGGGGAAGGAAUGGGGAUCAUCCUCCAAGAGUUGUUAUGGAGAACUCCAACCGCUGCAAGGGUCAACGUAUCCUGCAGGGUUACCUGAAGCACAAGGUGUUUUGAACAGAGUUCUAGGGGGUGUAAAGAAACCCGUUUACUUGCUAGACAUCACGACCUUAUCGCAGUUGAGGAAGGAUGCACAUCCCGAAUCUUAUGGUGGCGGUUCAGGUGUAGAUUGCAGUCAUUGGUGUGUUCCUGGGCUGCCCGAUACUUGGAACCAACUCCUAUAUGCAAGCUUUACUUAAUUGAAAAAUUAUGUUGUUGUGUGCCGGUCUAAGAUAACGUUUUGAUCUUCGUUGGAUCGAUCAAGAUAACGUUUUUUUAAUCUUCUCAUCACUACCUGAAUUACAAGAUAAGUUUGUGUUCAA
Molecule: messenger RNA, 1461 nt
Organism: Erigeron canadensis
Lineage: Eukaryota; Viridiplantae; Streptophyta; Magnoliopsida; Asterales; Asteraceae
Product: protein trichome birefringence-like 38
Exons: 5
Coding region: 193-1338 (381 amino acids)
Cellular component (GO): Golgi apparatus
Molecular function (GO): O-acetyltransferase activity
Source: RefSeq, a predicted model, not a curated record